Haliotis rubra (blacklip abalone) is the source of this 874-nucleotide messenger RNA. RefSeq names its product histamine H2 receptor-like. The record is from RefSeq and is a predicted model, not a curated record. The transcript has 2 exons. Bases 28 to 504 code for a protein of 158 amino acids. Gene Ontology annotation, cellular component: membrane. Gene Ontology annotation, biological process: G protein-coupled receptor signaling pathway. Gene Ontology annotation, molecular function: G protein-coupled receptor activity. NCBI's taxonomy places the organism in Eukaryota, Metazoa, Mollusca, Gastropoda, Lepetellida, Haliotidae.
ACUUUCGCAAGUGGAUCUAUUCUGAUCAUGGUGUUUCACCCUAAAACACUGAAAAUGGCUUGUUGGUCUGGAGAGAUCCUUACAGCUCCAAUAGUGACCAUUUCUACCAUAGUGACAUGUUGUGUUGCCCUGGAAUUAACGGUCAUGUACGGGGCGAUGUUCUACAAGGCUGUAGAGCACCAACGGAACUUGUCCAUUGGCUACUUCAAUAAGAACAAAGAUUUGAGCAUAUUUGACAUCAAAGCCUUAAAGACGUGUAGUGUUGUUCUAGGAGCUUUCCUUGUCACGUGGAUCCCGCCUUUAUCCAUGUUCAAUAUAAUCGCCUACUCAUCCAGCCCCUUGGACUAUGACCUGGCACUGUCGGCAUGUUUGGUGUUCCCGGUCGUCAACACUGCCGUGGAUCCUGUGGUGUACGCCAUCAUGCGGAAGGACAUCAAGAAAGGCAUAUAUAGGCUGUUUAGGAGGCCAGAAAGGCAGCCAUCCACCAUUGAGCAGUGUGAGUGAAGCACUGAAGGAGGCAAUUAUAGGUUGCUUCAAAAGACCAGAAAGUCAACGAUCAACUGUUGAACAGUGUCAGUGAAGCAUCAAAAUGUAAUUGAUAGGCUGUUCAGUAGAUCAGUCAGGCAACCAACCACCCUUGAACAGUGUGAGCAAAGCAUCAAGAAGGCAAUUAAAGGCUGGCUGAACAAGAAACCAGAAAGGCGGACAGACACCAUGGAACAAUGUGGGUGAAGCAUGGAAGAAGGCAUUUACAGGCUGUUCAGGACACCUGAAAGGCAGUCAUGAUUUUGAAGUAUGAAUGAAACAUGAAGUAUGUAUGAAAGACCUAUGAUUAGAUCUAACUACUACCUUCAUCAUUUUAAUUUGAAAACUU